Paramuricea clavata is the source of this 2769-nucleotide messenger RNA. NCBI's taxonomy places the organism in Eukaryota, Metazoa, Cnidaria, Anthozoa, Malacalcyonacea, Plexauridae. The record is from the annotation of a GenBank genome assembly.
AUGCUACAUGCAACACACAUCACAUGUUCCACAAAAUCGAAGGUAAAGUCACAAUUGAAUACAAUAUUUACAGAGGCGGCGCCAGGAUUCCUCCAAGGGAGGGUGGCGGGGGGUUGAGGUGCAAAACACUUUUUUAAACGAUUCAUGCCGGCAUAAUAUUGCAUUUUUCGCAUUCGUUCCUGGUUUGUUCUUAAAUUGCGUAAUAUAUGUCCCCAUCAGGGCGCUGUAACACAUGUGUUUUAUUACGCCCUGGUCCCCAUGUAUUACAGCAAUUUUCGUCCAAGCACAAACCGCAAACAUUUUCGCGCGUUUGUUUACGUUUGAAACGGGGCGUUUACCGUUGGAAACUGAAAUGUUUCACUGCUCAUUCGACGCGUUAUAGUGAAAAGCCUAAUUCAAUUAUUUUUCAUGUUUUGAUGUGCUUUCGUGUACUUUUCAGUGUUUCCAAGCUCACGAUAUUGUAAGAGCGACCAAACUUGUUUAUAUUCCUACUUUUUGUGACUAGAACGUAUUAUCAUGGGCUGGAAAAUAUUGAAACGUGCACGGAGGCACAUCAAAACAUGACAGUUGCGCCAAAAAUAGCUUAAGGCUUUGCAAUGUGACACGUCACAUGAGCGGUGAAACAUUUCAGUUUCCAACGGUAAACGCCCCGUUUCAAACGUAAACAAACGCGCGAAAAUGUUUGCGGUUUGUGCUUGGACGAAAAUUGCUGUAGCCUACCGUAUUUACUCGUUUGAGCGCCGCGGCGCUCUUUAAUUAUAAUAUUCAGAGCUUCAGAUGCGGUGCUGAUUAAUUCGGGGGCGGUGCUCAAUCGGGGGGCCGGCGUGCUCUUUAAAAAAUCUUUUAUUUGUGAAUUAUAACAAGAACUUGUCCCAAUUUUGUCUCAAUUUUGACGGCGGAAAGUUUUUACACUGUUUACAAGUUUACGAAAUAUCAAUGCCUCGCCCCUUGUGAGUCUUGUGAGGUAAUCCGGAAUCCGACUUUUUGGGGGUUAUAGGAAUCCGGAAUCCGGAGUCUUGGAAUCCGGAAUCCAGACAGCGGAAUCCGGAUUUCAAAUAUAUAACUGAGGAAUCCGGAAUCUAGAGGCCAGGUCGUUCUGGAAUCCAUUGUUUUAUUAAUUUAGAAACAUAUUUGUUGUAAACAUAUUUGUUCGUAUUUCACUGGACCCAAUUCAUUUUACCCUGAGAAAAUUAUCAAGAGCGACCCGCCCAACGUGUCCUCCCGUGCAACAAAGCAAAGUGUAGCGAGUAAGAGAAGUGCGGAGAAAGAUGAUGACAAAAGGCGCGAGGAAGUAAUGCGAAAAUUUGUAAGCGAAUACGGCAGGGGUUUUAGACAAGAAAACGUUCGUUCAAAAACGAAAGAGAUCACAGGAACCCUUCCAUAUUCCUUGAGCAUGAGACCAGCCGCCGUUACCGCCUCGGAAGAAGUGGAGGACAUAUUAUGCUUUAUUAAAGAAAACUUUGCAGCUGCAAAAGUAAGCUGAAUCAUACAUUAAAAAGAUUUAUACUAUAUACAAUAAAGUAUGUUAUAAAUAAUGCUGAAUAGCAAAAGAAUGUAGCUUAAACCGUCCAGUUCGGCAUUUAACUAGUGAUAAAUUCCGCUUUUGUCUCAAGUUGUAAGUUAUCGAUUCUCUUUUCGGUAAGAGUUCAGAAAGUUUAUCGUUAUUAAUAGUUAAUUUCCUGAAAAACGUUUCACACAGAUUAUCUCUUCUUGUCGAGAGAAGAUUAAGGCCACUUUUGGUUAGUGACUCAGCGAAGCUUAGCUCAGGGAAAAUGAUUGCAAGAGCUCUUUUUUGGACACUUUCGAUGACAUCUGCUAGGUAUUUUGGAAGUGACGUGUGCCAUACCGGGCAAGCAUACUCACGGGAUCGGUCUUACGAAAGAGCAAUAAACAGUACAAUACAUAGGUGAUUUUGAUUAAGACCAGUUCGUCUUAGGAUGCGAAGAACAUACAGACGCUUAGAAGCUUUCGAGGUAAUUUGUCGACGUGUAGGUUCCAAGUAAGAUCUGCUGUGAUCCACACACCCAAGAGUUUCGAUCUCAGUACCGUUAAUACGCAAUGGUACGUGGCUGUUUAAGGAAACUAACAUCGUGUUAGAAUGCCAGACUGUCAAUGCGCCCAACUUUAAUCAAAGCAAAUCAGUACGGGUUAGGUUUCUGUACCGCAGGGAUGACGUCGUAGCCAUCAGGCACAAUUUAAGGAGAGAACCAUCCCCGUACUGGUUAGCUAUUCUUCUAGAGGACGUUUGCGUCAAAGCUGACAGUGUAAGGUUCUUGAGAAACAAUAUGAUUGAGCAUUCGAUGGCUUAACCAAACAGAGGAUCCACUUUGUUAUGUCAAAUGUGAUACCUGUGACAAGAAGCGUAUCAUGGCCGAAUCCCGCUGAAUUUUGUUUCAACGCGAACAGUUUCUAGUCCCUCCGGAGGAGAGCAUUCGACUAUCACGCAUUGCUAACGGAUAUGAAGAAACUGGAGACGAGGAGCAACAGCAUGUGGAAGAAGAGAUGGAAGAAGAGAUGGAAGAAGAGAUGGAAGAAGAGGUGGAAGAAGAGAUGGAAGAAAAGAUGGAAGAAGAGAUGGAAGAAGAGAUGGAGAAAGAGAUGGAAGAAGAGGUGGAAGAAGAGAUGGAAGAAGAGAUGGAAGAAGAGAUGGAAGAAGAGAUGGAAGAAGAGAUGGAAGAAGUGUUAAACCUUGCCGCACUUCCCCCAAGAUUGCCGGGUGUCAGCCUGUCUGCAAGAAGAACAACCCGUUUCCCAGUCUCAGCUAAGUGA